Messenger RNA from Argentina anserina (silverweed cinquefoil), 880 nucleotides. RefSeq lists its product as uncharacterized. Lineage: Eukaryota; Viridiplantae; Streptophyta; Magnoliopsida; Rosales; Rosaceae. The transcript is spliced from 3 exons. The record is from RefSeq and is a predicted model, not a curated record. Bases 103 to 660 code for a protein of 185 amino acids.
UUCCAGUAUUUAAUUGUCCAAACUCCAAACAAAACACAGGAAGAGUAGAGUUUGGAGACCCAAGACAUAACAGAGAGAUCUGGGAACUGGGUCUGCUUCACCAUGGCGUCAAAGCUGUUGUUGAUCACUAUCAUCAUCUGUAAUGUCAUAGCUUUUGGGCUCGCUGUUGCAGCCGAGCAGAGGAGAAGCUCUGCGAAGAUCGUGCAAGAUAAUGAAAAGAACUACAACUAUUGUGUCUAUGACUCAGACAUUGCAACUGGCUACGGUGUUGGUGCAUUUUUGUUCCUCUUGCUAUCUCAGGUCAUUGUAAUGUUGGUAAGCCGAUGCUUUUGUUGUGGAAAGCCAUUGAGCCCUGGAGGAGCAAGAGCCUGGGCAGUGGUCCUUUUCAUUACCUGCUGGAUCUUUUUCUUCAUUGCUGAGGUGUGCUUGCUGGCUGGUUCGGUGAGUAACGCCUACCACACCAAAUACAGGACGAUUUUCGGUGAAGACCCUCCGGAUUGCCAGACCUUGAGAAAGGGAGUGUUUGGGGCAGGAGCAGCUUUCAUUUUCCUGAACACAAUUGUGUCCUCGUUCUACUACACUAACUAUUCGAGAGCCAGGGCAAGCUUUCAGUCAUACGGAACUGGAGAGGCCACUGUUGGUCUUGGCACAUUUAAAUGAUGAGAUCAUCGUCAUCAUAGAUGCGAUUGAUGAUUGUCGCGAACAUUGUUUUGUAAUGCAUUUGACUGUGUCUGGAUUCCCCCUUGCAUGUUUUGAGUUGCAUAUCUGUGUAGGUUGUGUUAGUCUGUAUUAUAGUUUGUAUUGUUUCACAUUACUGUGAAUUUUUCUCUGAUUGUUUAUAUACAAUAUUAAUAAUAGAAAACCAUUGUUUGUGAUCCUA